Molecule: messenger RNA, 4818 nt
Organism: Aplysia californica (California sea hare)
Lineage: Eukaryota; Metazoa; Mollusca; Gastropoda; Aplysiida; Aplysiidae
Product: E3 ubiquitin-protein ligase rnf146
Exons: 2
Coding region: 166-1269 (367 amino acids)
Biological process (GO): ubiquitin-dependent protein catabolic process; Wnt signaling pathway
Cellular component (GO): cytoplasm; nucleus
Molecular function (GO): poly-ADP-D-ribose binding; ubiquitin protein ligase activity; zinc ion binding
Source: RefSeq, a predicted model, not a curated record
AACGCAGGCAACAAUCAACAAAAACAUCCGGGCACGGUGCAGUCAAGUGAAAAGGGAAGAAUGAAAAUGGGAAGUUGAUGUCCAUAAGCAGAUGACAUGAUGCUGUUCUAUUGAAUUGUUACACUUAUAAGUUGAUUUCAGAAGUGCUUUCUUUCUACAAUUAUAAUGGAUAACAGUACGUUUUGUCUCCAGGAUUUAAGUGGUUCUGAUCUUGAAGAAGGUGACUGUGACAUGAGCAAAGCCCAGGUCGCCUCGGACAAGACCUGUAUUGACGGAACUGGCUCAAGAGACGGCGAGGAGCAACGAAAUGCGAACAGUGAUACGGAAGGAAGCAACAGCAAUGCUCUGGAAUGCCCUGUUUGUUUGCAGACGUGUAUCUACCCUGUACAGUUGCCCUGUAUGCAUAUCUUCUGCUUCUUGUGUGUGAAAGGCGUUGCCAACAGAAGCACACGUUGUGCCUUGUGCCGCCAGCAGAUCCCAGCGGACUUCUUUUGCCAGCCCAAUCUGGUGGAAUGGGAUAGUCUGGAGAAUCCUGUCACCUUUGACGAUGGCUACGGCUGGUUUUAUGGUGGUGUGAACGGCUGGUGGCAAUACGAUGAACGGACGUCCCAAGAGCUGGAGACGCAUCAUAAGGCUGGCCACGCAUCAUGCGAACUGCUUAUUGCCGGCUAUGUCUACAUCAUCGAUCUCACUAACAUGGUGCAGACUCGCAGAAAUGAUCGCACCAAGAAACGCAGAAUUAAACGUGAUCUGGUGACCCUCCCGGGCCGUAAAGGAAUCGCAGGAUUAAAAAUCAACUCAGAAGGUGCCCAACCCGACUCUGAUAGACCAGGCGCAGAUGGCCAUGAAAGCGGCGGGCCAGGUCGGCAGGCCAUUCCGAUCCAGCGGGCCGUUCGCUCGAGCGACACCCAGUCUGUGUCCCCUCCCACUCCGUACAACACCCCACAGACCCCGCAAACUCCGUCGGAGAGCCCGCCAACCACCACAGAGCCCGACCUGUCGGUGCAGCUGGAACGCCUGAGGUUGGAGCCCCUGACCUCACAGAUCCGCGGGGGCUCCAGCAGCUCCAGUCAUGGCUACAAUACGCCGGAGCAGUUGACCUCCUCGCAGGACGACACGGCACGCCUGUACGGCGUCAGCGCCAGUCUGGAGCAGUACCAGGCCAGGGAGAAUAGCUCGGCGGGAACUUCUUCAAGCGGUGCUGCAGUGAUGACCGAUGAGGAAGACAACGCAAGAAAUCAGAGCUGUGCGGGUUCUAAGUUUGUUUAGCACACUCUGUUGACAGUGUUAUUAUGUUCUGAAGUGUGUGAUUCUGAGAAAUAGGCAACUUUGUAUUUGUGUGAGAACCAUGGCCUCAAAGAAUAAAGACUGACGGUCAUGGUGCGGUAACUAUAGAACAUAAGUACUAUGGGUUUCAAUUUGUGUCAUUUGUCGUCGUUUAAGUCCAAACAUUUUUGGGGGUUUUGGGCCACUUGAAACAUUUUCAGUCAGAAUAUCAAGUACACAGCAUUAGAGUAUUUAUUAUUAUAGCACUAUUAUUACAUUGCUAGUGGGGAGAAGACUAGGCCUAUAAAUUUGUGGCCUAAGUAAUUUACGUGCUGAGUGUGAGUCCCCAAGCUGUCUCUGCCAGUUCCUAUGAGUAAGUAUAAGAAUGUAUAUAAAUAAAUAAAUGUGUAUUUGACCAUUCUUCUACUUUCUACCGACUAGAGAAAUUAAUUGAAUUAUUCAGAAACUGCUUGGCAGCACACUAAAUCGGCUUCUUGCCUCGGGCUCGGGGCUGACUUAAGUGGCCAGAUCAAUACUCUGAAAACUGUUUCAGUAGUUAGUGGGGUCUGUUUUAUUUGUGCCGUCCAGCACUUUUUCCCUGGGUCGUCCCAACCUUGUAUUGUAUGUCAUGUACAGUUACAACACUCUAGGGUAACAUAUAUAUGUUAUGGGUCCAAUCACUGGUAAUUAUUUAAGGAGUACCGUUCACACACUACUAACAAUGCCUUUCAUUUUUUUUUUGCUUACUUUCUUUCUAAUAGCUUUCUGUCGGGCCCCUUGCUUCUUGAAAUAAUACAAUACAGAAACUUUCAGGGUUUAUCAGUUUUCCUAUUUGUAAGGUCUUGCCAUUAUUAAUUGUAUAAAUUUUCAGAAUAUGCUUUUCAUAAGAUUAAUAAUUGUUUUGUUUUGUUUUUUUUUCAUUUCUGUGAUCCACUUUCUUUACUGUGUAUGGGGUUGUUUUAUGAGAUGAUCGAGUGCUUAGUCCUUACAGAAAAGCAUAACCCGAAGACCCUAAAUUGUGUCAAAUAGGGUGUAUAAUAUUUACUAUUUAUUGGUUUAGGUCACUUUUCAUGGCCUCCAAAUUUUCAAAACCAGUAGAUUGAGAAGAAGACUUUUUUUUGGGGGGGAAUGAUCUUUUUUUUUUCAAAUUAAAAAAAAUAAUGUGCUGUCGUUUCUGAUGAACCAAGACUUGGUAUAGCAUAGCUGCCAAACUGUGUAAAAAACAUAUUUAACAUGUUUUUGGAGGUCUGAGAACUGAAGUCUUUUUUUUUUUUAAAUAAGAAGAUAAAUCUAAGCUGUUUCCUGGUAUUGCUCCUCAAGGGUUUGCCGAUGAUGAAAAAAAAUUAGGAACUUUCAUGUUUCAAGACUGGAUUUGAAAGUACAGUUAUAACACGUAUAGCUUGAAUUCGUCUGGACCGGCCCGGGUAGUUCGAGGGAUAUCUUACAAAGAUAAAGAAGAAGAAGGAAAAACCGGGAGCGCAGGCACAGUUCGACGGAUGCGUGGGGUGCAUAAGUUCGAGUCUUCUGUGUUCGACCUAUCCGUGUUAUACUGUAGUUAUGAGAAUUAAGUCUAUAAAAGUUCAUCGCAGAGAUAUUUCCGUACAGGACUACUAUGAAACUGCUUCAAUUAAUUGAAUGUGGAAAAGUGUUUAUAAAUAGUUUGGGGGGGGGGGGGGGGGGGGGGGGGCGGGGUUGUGACCUGUCCAGUGACUUCCCUCUUGACCCGGCACAUAGGUAAAGUCUGUUUGGUUUUUUAAAGUUUAGUUGGCAGCUAUGGUAUAGCACGGGUUGGGUUCUUUCCCCCACCCAUCUUUUGUCUUAAAUUCUUUCUACCCAAGUCUCACUGCAUUGCUUAUUCUAUUAUUAACGUAGACUUUCCCCUUCUUUCUAUUAUCUAACUAAACUUAUAUGUGUAUAAGUAAUUGUGUCAAAAAUUGUACAGAAUGACCAGUUUUCAUUCAUUGAUCUACAAAAUGACAUUCGACAUGGUGUUUGUGUGAUGUUUAUGCAAAAAAGGGAAUUUGUGAAGUAUGCCUGUUUUUGAGAGAUUUGUGGAAAGGAAAAUUUUGCUUCGUUUACACGUUUGUCGAAUAAUUUGGUGAGUGAAAAAAUAUGUUAUUAAAUUGCCAGUCUCUGAUGGAUGAGAGAAUAAGGGAAAGAAAACUUGUGAUUCAUAAUUAUUUUAUUAUAUUAUGCACAUGUGUGUAUUGUAAGUAGGUAGUUCCACAGUGAACGAGAACAUUUUCUUUUGCUACCUUCUAGUCCCUUAAAGUUUGUCCGCCCAUAAUGGGCUAAAGGCCUGUGCACAAACCUAUAUAUAUAAUGGUGUUAAAUUGCAUUUAUAAGAAUAGUUUUUCUAGGAUUAUGCUACAUCCAUUCUUUAAAGUAUGCAGACCUUUCCAUUGGGACAACAAUUAUUAAAUUGAUCUCUCUCUCUCUCUCUCUCUCUCUCUCUCUCUCUCUCUCUCUCUCUCUCUGAGUAGGGAAGAGUGUAAGACACCUAAUGUUUCUGCCUUUUUGUGUUUGAAUUAAGUUUUCAUUCCUUGUCCAUAGACUUAUUACUGUGCUGUAUGGUCGCUUUUGAGGACUAGUGGGCUAACCCAGAUUUCGAGGGUUUCCAGAAAUCUUGAGCUACACCAAAAGUGGGCAUUGCCCUACCUAUUGGAGAAGUUUGGUUUCAUUGUUGUGUGUAUAUAUUUGUUUUGUCAAAGAGAAAUAAUGAGAACAAAGCCCAUAAGUCAAUAGGGGUUUUGUCCCUUUCCAUUUCUGACAUGAUUGUUCCAUGUCUACUGUGCUUUUUAUGUGUGUGUGUGUUUGUAUUCACAUCUACGGGCGUGUAUAUGAAUGCCUACUUGGAUGACAUAACCCCCCCCCCCCCCUUCCAACUAGGGCAGUCCUACUGUAAAACCUUACUAAACAACAACAUUAUGUGUGUACGUUUGUGUUCACAUCUACGAGCGUGUAUAAAUGUUUACUUGGAUGAUGUGUGUGCAAUUAUGGCCGAUUAGUCAUAAAAUCACAGAUACAUUUCUCUUGUGUACAAACUUGUAAAGAUGUACAUAUGUACACGUAUUGAUUAUUGAAACGUGUAUGACUGAACGAUUGUGUGUUCUGGUUGAUUGGUUUUACUUGUAAGAUGUUGUGUCAUGCCUUUUUGUUGGUCUCUGUCUAUUGUUGAUGCAGGAGAGACCCAGGUUCAAUUCCUGAGUGGGGAGAAAUCUUUGUCAAAUAUCAUCGUCGUGGUCUUUCUGCUGGGAUGUUGUAUCCCUCUCUGCCCAGAUUGUCCGUGACAGGCGGGAUGGGAAGUUCACUUCAUAAAUUAUGUCAAUUGUGAUGACGGAGAAAAACGCAACAUCUCCACUUUAAAAAAAUUGCCCCAAGCUCUUCUCAUACUCAAAUGACAUAACCCAGCCUGUCCCACACUUUCUGCCUUUUAUUCGGUUCUUUAAAAAGUGAGAAGAUAACCAUCAUGAAAGGUUUCUGGCAUUGGUAACAUCAUUUCAUCAGCGCCGUUCCAUCACAAGCCCUCUAGGUCAGUUUGUGAAGUUGGAA